Molecule: messenger RNA, 2040 nt
Organism: Cokeromyces recurvatus
Lineage: Eukaryota; Fungi; Mucoromycota; Mucoromycetes; Mucorales; Mucoraceae
Product: fungal-specific transcription factor domain-containing protein
Exons: 4
Coding region: 31-1956 (641 amino acids)
Biological process (GO): DNA-templated transcription; regulation of DNA-templated transcription
Cellular component (GO): nucleus
Molecular function (GO): DNA-binding transcription factor activity, RNA polymerase II-specific; zinc ion binding; DNA binding
Source: RefSeq, a predicted model, not a curated record
CUUUCUUAUUUUUGUAUAUGUAUUAUAUCCAUGGAACAACCGCAACAACCAAUAACAAAAAGAAAAAGGCAAUUAAUUGCUUGCAAUGUUUGUCGUCAUAAGAAGAUCAAGUGCGAUGGACAAAAACCUUGUAGUAAAUGUGUAAAGUUUAAUCUACAUUGUUCCUAUAGCAGUAUUAUUAGGAAACGAGGACCUAAACAAAGCCAUAUCGAUGUAUUAGAACAAAGAAUUAGAAAACUCGAGGAAAUGAUCGAAAGCAAUAAUAAUAUACCUUCACAAUCAUGCUCUCUGACUGAAAACGUUAGUCAAGCUUUACCAUCUUAUAAUACUACUACUACUACUACUACUACUACCACACAACUUAAUGAAUGGCCUUCUGAUGAUAUUAUUGAAGAUGCAUUAGAUAUUUAUUUUAAUCAAUGUGAAUUAUUAUUAUCACCUAUUGUAGAUAUUGAAGCAUUUCAAGAAAGUGUAAAGAAUAAGACUUGUAGUUCUUUUCUACUGCAUUCCAUUUUAUCUGUAGCUGUUAGGUUUUUGAAAAGAUCAGAUAUAAUAGAGAGUCCAUUAUGGCUAUCAGGGGAAAAGUAUGCAAUAAAGGCAAGAUCUAUGAUUGCAAAUGUGAUUGAAUCACCAAAUAUAGAACAUAUUCAAGGACUCAUUUAUUUGAGUUUAUACGAAUAUGGAUGUGCAAGAGGACCCCAUUAUUGGAGGGAUUUGGGUAUUGCUAUUUGUAUGACACUUGAACUUGGACUAAAUAAGGAAAUUAUGUUUGAAGAGAUAAUGCCUGGAAUGACGAUGAGUUUAAAUCAAUGGCUUUGGUAUGAAAGUCGACGUAAAUUAUAUUGGACAGUAUUUAUUAACGAUAAAGUGGCAAGUGCUUAUUCAGGACGGCCCCAGAUGUUAGAUAGUAGAGAUGCAGAUAUUUUAUUACCUAUUUCUUACCAUAGAUCCAUACUCGAUGAUAGUAAUGAAUUAUAUCAAAAGUCAAUAGAUGGAAGAAGAUUAAUACGAUAUAAUAUAAUACGUGAGAAUAGAAGAAUAACUGGUGUUCAAAUGAUACCUAUUGACUUGAGUAUGAGUACUAGGACUAUUGAAAGUAUUCAGACUAUAGGAAUCGAAUCACACAUCAUAAAGCAAUAUACAAUUUUAGACAAAAUUAUACAUUUUAUAAAUCGAGGCGCUAAGGAUUUAACACAAAAGGAUACACACACAUUCAAGGAAUUAAACAGAGAAUUAGAUGAUAUAUGGCAAGAAAGGCUGUUAUCUGAUGAAAAGGGCUUUUCUUAUCAUUAUUCGCUUUUAUUACAAAAUGGACUUAUCGUGUUACUGAAUCGAGUGUCACUUGUAUUAGCGUCAAAUAUGCCAAGAUUAGAAGAGGUCACACAAGAAAUGCAGGAAUUAAUAUAUAAAAGUCAAGAGAGAUGUCUUUCCGCAGCAUAUCGUUUUUCAACUCUACUCAAAGAUGUAGUUCAUAAUUUCAAAACUGCAACCAUACCUCCCUACUUUAUUUAUUUUGCUUAUGUAGUGGCUACUGUGAUGGUCAAUCAUAGUUUUUCAAUAAAUCCAGAAGAAUGUGAAAAGGCAGAAGAUGCUUUAAAAGAAAUGCUUACAUUCUUCCACGAAAUGAAACUGUAUUGGGCCAUGUCAGAAAAGAUGGAUUUCUUAACAAAAGAUUUAUAUGCACUUCAUGAAAGAGUAAUGGAUUUAUAUCAAAGGAAUAGUCAAGAUCAACACAUGACAGAAGAGAACCAUGAUGGUGAUACAACAGUAACAGCUAAAACAUUAUCUCCUUCAGCUCAUAUGGAGAGUAAUGAUGAUUGGUCAUCUUUAGUGAACGGGACUACUUCUUCCAUGUUGCCAGUAAACCACCUUUUAUUUGAUAACAAUAAUUCAACUUCAUCUUUAAAUGCAAUAUCCUCAUUUGAUAUUUGGUUACAACAACAAAUAAAAAAAUAAAAUCACAUGAAAAUUGUCAGUGGGCGUUUAUUAUUUACUGUCAAAAAAAAAAGGACUUGUCACUUGUUCUUUUAUAUAUUAUCC